Notothenia coriiceps (black rockcod) is the source of this 315-nucleotide messenger RNA. It is a transcript of the gene ppp3r1b, whose product is annotated as protein phosphatase 3 (formerly 2B), regulatory s1ubunit B, alpha isoform, b. The record is from RefSeq and is a predicted model, not a curated record. Gene Ontology annotation, molecular function: calcium ion binding. The annotation marks the transcript as partial. The transcript is spliced from 3 exons. NCBI's taxonomy places the organism in Eukaryota, Metazoa, Chordata, Actinopteri, Perciformes, Nototheniidae.
CCAGAGUUCAUCGAGGGAGUCUCACAGUUCAGCGUGAAGGGGGACAAAGAACAGAAGCUCCGGUUCGCUUUCAGGAUCUACGACAUGGACAAGGACGGCUACAUCUCCAACGGCGAGCUCUUCCAGGUGCUGAAGAUGAUGGUGGGCAGCAACCUGAAGGACACGCAGCUGCAGCAGAUCGUGGACAAAACCAUCAUCAACGCAGACAGAGACGGAGACGGAAAGAUAUCCUUCGAAGAGUUCUGUUUAGUGGUCGGCGGUCUCGAUAUACACAAAAAGAUGGUGGUGGACGUGUGAGCGCUCCCUGCUCGUCGA